AUGUCGGGCUCAGAUUCGUCUUCCCUGUCGUCUCCUCCGUCCACAGAUGAUGAGACCAUCGCUGCGUCUGUCCACCGCAGCAUUGGCUUGGAAAAGUACUUCAAACCCAAGACGCCCGCCAAAGCCGCCUCUCCUCCGCCGCCAAAGCGUGCCCCUUCGCCGCCACAUGAAUAUGUGCUCGCAGACAAUCCAGACAUUGCGUUCAUUGUGAUGUUCCGCUCCAGAUUCUCCGAUGUCUUUCCCAAAUCACUCCCACACUAUGGCCCGCAGGACAUUGAGAGAGGAGUCACAGAUAGUAUUCCCGGAGAUCAUAUCGAGAGAUUAUUGUGCGCUCUAAUUGGCCUGUGCCUUAACAGGAAGAGAGAUGUUGAAAGGGGCCAUUACCAACGCGCUCUUGAGGAUGUUGUCCAGACUCACUCGUCGCAAUGGCCGCGAUCAUGGGGCGGGAAAAAUCCACUUCAAGGUGGGGGAAGUUUUUCAACUAUGACUCCUGAUGAGCGACUUGCGUUCCUCAAAGCGUUGAUACUUUGGGCACUUUCAUCCUCCGACGCCGUCCAAGCAAAACUGAAAGAAUCCUACAAGCAAACGCGACAUGAUGACGAUCUCAAUCAGCCAUUAUCCGUCCAACCAUGGGGGAAUGACGCCUAUAAACGCCGGUAUUGGCUCAUUGAAGGAAGGGAUGACACCCAUUUCAGACUUUAUCGGGAAAAUAACCCCGCGUUGAAGAAUAGGACAUGGUGGAGCGUUGCAGGAACUAUUCCGGAACUGAAAGCUGUUGCGGAUUCUCUUGCUGAGGAAAAAUCACAGCACUCUAAACGGCUGAGCGAGAAGAUCUAUACUAGCAUUCCGAGAUUUGAAGGCUCUGAGGAGAAACGAAAACGUCGGGACUAUCGCCUUGCACGAAAAGCCGCCUUCGCUCGCCCGGAGCCGGGCUACUCUCUCUACGAAGGCCGAACUCGCGGCAAGAAACUGAAAUACACAUAUUCGGACGAGGAUGACGACUUCUCAUCUGACACGGGCCCUACCCGGAAAUCAGCUCGCCAGUCCCGCUUCUCCACCCCGAAUGAACUACCCGCCGGCCCUACCUUUACCGCCAGCGGCCGACAGGUCAAAGCGCGGGUUGGCGGACCUUAUGGCGAGUCAAUGCUGAGCGGUCAACGGAAGGAUAGACCGCAGUUGCCUUCCUGGUCUGUCGGAGCUGGCGACGAAGAAGUGGAUGGUGACGUGGAACAGCCUGUUUCCAAUGGGGGGAGGCCGCGACGGGGUACGAUGGUUCGGCUAUCGAAUGGCGCGGGGAGCCAUAUUGAAGGAUAUAAUGCGGUUGAUGAAAUUGACGAGGAAUCGGAAGCUUCGCCGUCGAGUGGGAAUGAAUGGGAUGGCGAUGAGGAUAAUGAUUAUGGAGACGGGGAUGAGGAGAUGACUGAUGCCGACUCUUCUAGCCAUGACAGCGAUGAUGAGACUAGCUAUGAUGCCAGCCACCGGAGCUUAGUGGUCCAGCUGCGAUAUGGGAAGGCGAGACAGGGGUUAGAAAACAGCAGCCCCGGCCCUGCUUCCGAGACACCUACCUCCGCCGUAGGAAAAGUUUCAAGUACAAGCAUACAUGUACCGUCUGGGGGAAGCGAAGAAAGACAUGAACAACCGUUCGCUGUGGUUGUGCCUGUGCCGCAUGAAGCCACUGCACCAGCACCAGCACCAGCACCAGCGCCAGCGCCAGCCGUCAAAUUGUACAAACCGCCUAUCAUCUCUCCUGGGUCUACAGCUCCUCCCACCACAACCCCGCCGCCAUCCGCGACCGGCUCAAACUAUGAUCCUCAAACAACCAAUGUAGAGCAUCAGACAAAAUGGCGUUCUUCCCGGGAAUCCGUAAUGUGUGGCAUAUCUCUCGAUAUCGUCAGCAGUGUUUUUCUCGCCCUACUACAACUUCAGACAGGCACCUACACUCCAAAUAUUUCAAAUAUCUUCUUUUCUUUUCGGCGUCACUCUACUAUUACACUCGGGGACUACUAA
Histoplasma mississippiense is the source of this 2007-nucleotide messenger RNA. RefSeq lists its product as hypothetical. The record is from RefSeq and is a predicted model, not a curated record. The coding region runs from base 1 to 2007 and encodes 668 amino acids. The transcript is spliced from 6 exons. NCBI's taxonomy places the organism in Eukaryota, Fungi, Ascomycota, Eurotiomycetes, Onygenales, Ajellomycetaceae.